This is a messenger RNA of Aspergillus melleus, 1317 nucleotides long. RefSeq names its product alpha/beta fold hydrolase. NCBI's taxonomy places the organism in Eukaryota, Fungi, Ascomycota, Eurotiomycetes, Eurotiales, Aspergillaceae. The transcript has a single exon. The record is from RefSeq and is a predicted model, not a curated record. The coding region runs from base 304 to 1317 and encodes 337 amino acids.
CACCACGAAAACACUUAACCUGGAAAGGCAACACUAGCAUGCCAACAUUGGAACCUUAGGGCCGUCGUUCUAAUGAACUAAUUGGGGGCCAAAUACGACAACAAAUCAUUUCUCCAUAACCAACUCGUAUAGUCCGCAGCAACGGCGUGCUCGCCUCCGAAUCCCGCUCCCGGUAACUUUCAGCCUUGUGCUUAUCACGAGCUAACGCGAACUAUAAAUUCCCGGCCCUUCCAUCUUUGUUGCGACAUUCUGUUCUUCCCAAUUCAACCAUCUGCAACUCAAUACCCGCAUACUACACACAACAUGGCGGACGUCGAAUUCAUUGGGCUCUCCACCAAGCCCGGAGCGAAGCUAAGCUAUACCUUCCAAACACCUGAAGCUAAAGCUACCACCACCACCUCAUCCACUCCACCCACGCUCAUCGUCUUCCUCAACGGCCUCGGCCUCCCCCAGACUUCCUGGCGGCCCGUGAUCACAGAGUUGACCACCCUCCGCCAAAGCAAAGGUCUCCCGGUUCCAUCCUUCCUCACCUACGACCGCUUCGGCCAGGACCAAACCACCGAUCGAGACCCCCAGGACGCCAUCGCCGAAGAUCCCUCGCAUGGCCAUGACUGCCUCUCCGCCGUGCACGACCUCCACCAACUUCUUGUCCAGCUGAUCCCGAUCAAACUGGGUCUCCCUUCCCCAGACCAAGAACCAGACUCGAUCCGCCUCAUCUUCGUUGCCAACUCCCUCGGCUGCGCCCUCGCGCGUCUCUACGCCGCCGAAUACCCCGGCACUGUCUCCGCUCUAAUUCUCCUCGACAGCAUCCUCGCCAAUUCCGACUUCGUCUCCGUCUUCCCAGACCCAGACGCCCCUGACUUCUCCCCAACUCAACACCUCCCCCAAGGCGUAGACAUCGACACCGAAACCCUCCGUACCGUCCGCGCCACAACAGCGCGUAUCCUCCACCCCAGCGUCCCGAACAAAGAAUCCAUCUCUCGCAAGAACCUUGCCACCCUCCUCCCCUUCGCCUCGGAGCCCAAACUCACCGGCCCUGCGUCCCAAGGCGGAUAUCCCUACGUCACGGUCCUUGGGCAUGACUUUGACGUGUUUGCCGCGGAGUCGACGAGGAUGGGCCUUCCUGAGGUGUUUUCGAAUAGCUUUCUGAAUCCGGCCUGGGAGAGGUAUAACCAGGGGUUGGUGGGGAUUACGGAGAGGGAGUAUGCGAGAGGGCCGGUUCGGGUGGCCGGGGCGGGACAUUUCAUUCAGAAGGAUCAGCCGGGGACCGUGGCGGGGGAGGUCGAGGGGGUUCUAGGGAGGUUGGAGGGGGUUUAG